UGUGUGCAGUCAUGUUCGCCAAGGAAUAACAACACGGUGAAGCCUGAAGGUGCACCACGGCUCGUUUCCAUGGACAACACGUCCAUCAUUACACAGCUUGCUAACCCCAAAGAGGAGGAGAGCGUUUGUUCGAGUCCCGACAAAGUCUCGCAGUCCAACAGCAGCCUGAAGAAGCACCGCAGUCGCAGCAUUUUCAGCCCCUUCUUCUGCUGCUUCCGCAACUACAAUGAGUACCGCGUGGAGCCGCCGCCCGCCAACAACAAGACGCGCGCCCUGCCGCCGCCCCCCGAGGAGAACGGCAGUCCUCCCAAGUGUGACCAGGUACAAGUUGCCCCCCUCCCUGCUCCUCCAGCCAAGUUCCUCCUGCCCGAGGUCAGUAUAGCAGACUAUGGCAGGAACUGCGUGGUGAUCGACCUGGACGAGACGCUCGUUCACAGCUCCUUUAAGCCCAUCAGCAAUGCCGACUUUGUGGUUCCCGUGGAGAUUGAUGGGACCGUUCAUCAGGUGUACGUGCUGAAGAGGCCGCACGUGGAUGAGUUCCUGCAGAAGAUGGGGGGGCUCUUUGAAUGUGUCCUCUUCACCGCCAGCCUCGCCAAGUACGCCGACCCCGUGGCGGACCUCCUGGACCGGUGGGGGGUGUUCCGCGCUCGUCUCUUCAGGGAAUCCUGUGUGUUCCACAGAGGAAACUAUGUCAAAGACCUCAGCCGGCUGGGCCGGGAGCUCAGCAAGGUCAUCAUCGUCGACAACUCGCCUGCCUCCUACAUUUUCCACCCCGAGAACGCCGUCCCGGUCCAGUCCUGGUUUGAUGACAUGGGCGACACGGAGCUGCUGGAGCUGCUCCCCAUCUUUGAGGACCUGAGUAAGGAGGAGGAUGUUUACAGCUUCUUACAGAGCCUGAAGAGCAGGUAGCAGCACACACCUCACCCCCCCGACC
Molecule: messenger RNA, 934 nt
Organism: Doryrhamphus excisus (bluestripe pipefish)
Lineage: Eukaryota; Metazoa; Chordata; Actinopteri; Syngnathiformes; Syngnathidae
Gene: ctdspla
Product: CTD (carboxy-terminal domain, RNA polymerase II, polypeptide A) small phosphatase-like a
Molecular function (GO): RNA polymerase II CTD heptapeptide repeat phosphatase activity
Source: RefSeq, a predicted model, not a curated record